Messenger RNA from Lampris incognitus (smalleye Pacific opah), 2654 nucleotides. RefSeq names its product EMILIN-3 (gene emilin3b). Gene Ontology annotation, cellular component: extracellular matrix. The transcript has 6 exons. The record is from RefSeq and is a predicted model, not a curated record. Gene Ontology annotation, molecular function: protein binding. The coding region runs from base 183 to 2654 and encodes 823 amino acids. NCBI's taxonomy places the organism in Eukaryota, Metazoa, Chordata, Actinopteri, Lampriformes, Lampridae.
AGGACAAGACAGCGCGUUCACCAGGAACUCUGCCGCUAUCCUUCUUUUUUUUUUUUUUUUUUUUUUCUUUCCCCCUCCCGUUCACCUUUCCAGCCAGUCACAUUUUUGACUCAACUCUUUUUUUUUUUUUUGGAACUAAAUCUUCCUGCUUUUUUAGGCUCCCGGCAAUUGCGAAAAGAAAAAUGAGGACCGAGCUGUGUGGACUGGCUGCACAGUUCCUUUUCCUAGGAGUGUCGUUGUCUGUGGUGGACAGUAAAGGGACCUUUUAUGGGGGCCACAUCAACCCUUUCUAUGGAAACAGAUACAAUCUGUACAAGGCUGGAGUCCACCCCCACUACACACCAAACAAGCCCAUGACGCGCCACAAAAACCACUGUGCAUAUGUGGUCCAGAGGAACGUCACGUGCGUUAUGCAGGAUGGAGUGACUACCUAUGUGAAGGCGGAGUACACCACCAAGUGCAUCUGGGGUCAGAAGUGCCCUGUUGUCAUGUACAGGACCUUCUUCAAGCCCAAGUACAAGACGGGCUAUAAGACGGUGACUGAACUGGAGUGGCGAUGUUGUCCCGGCUUCUCGGGGGAGAAGUGUUUUGAGGGGCCAACCUCCACCCCUGACGUCAUGAUGCCCCCCUUCAAAGGAGCCGCCCUGCCCCACCGCCCAGGUGUGAAGGGCUUCCCCCAUGGACCAAAGCCCCCCGUGGACCACAGGCCUGGGGCAGGACAUCUGGAACCGGGCAAACUCUUUCCCAGCCUGCCUGACCACAGACCCAUUCCUACAGGACAACUGCCCGCUGGAAGCGGCAAACCAAACUAUGGCAAUAAAUUUGGGGUUUCAGGAGUGACUGGCGAGCGUCUGGACCGUAUGGAGGAAGAUCUGCGUCGCCUCACCCAGGGUCUGGACACUCUCAGCGGGGUGGUGGUUAGUCUGGAGGAGCGCUUGCGCACGUCCCUGCGGGAGGAUACGACCAAGAUUCUGGGCACCCUUCUCACCAGUGUCCCCCGUCUGUCGGACUCCUCCGUGGGCUUUGGGGUGAUCCCCGAUGGGACGCCCGACGGGCUGGAAGGCGAAGGCUUUACUGGCUUUGGAGACCUAGCAGGCAGGGUGACUGAGGUGAAGGAUGAUUUGCAGGCCAAGACCCACAUCUUAGAGGAGAUUCAGGGAAUGGUUCUUGGUCAUGACGGCCAACUAAAGAGGCUGAUUGAAGCAGCCAGCGGCAGGCCCAUCCCAGACUCGGGCUCGCCUACUCUACUGGAGGAGCUCCUGGACGCUAAGCUGGCCGGGGUUCGGGCUGAGAUACUGGACGGAUUUGAGCGCCGCCUGACAGGUCUGGAGACCCACUGCGAUGAGAGGAUCAGAGAAGUGCAGAGGCAGUGCCACACUGAGAACAUGGAUGGCCAAGAGCAGAUGCAGCAGUCUCUGGAUGGAAGGGAGACCGGUCUCAGGGAGGAGCUCGGCACUCUGCAGGCUCAAAUCCAGGGCCUCACGCUCACUGAAAGCUGCUGCGGACAGGUGAACAGCCUGUCCCAGCGGGUGUUGCUGCUGGAGGAAUCAUUCAAGGGUCUGACAGAGUCUCAGAGACAACUUCAGACAGCCCUCACUGACCAUACCAUCCACGUGGAGACCUUGGUUGAGGCCCGACUAGUAGACAUGGAAGGGCGUCUCAAUGUCACUGAUGGUGGGCUGGAAGGAGGUGUGGGUCUCGCUGGAGGUCUGGACGGCUUCAAGACCAUGCUGGAGGACAAGCUGAAAACCCUUGAGGAGAAAGUGUUUGUCGCUGUAGAGGAGCUAAGCAAUGCCACUGCUCCGGCUCUCCUGGAGGGCCAGGUAGUCCCAGCCCUAGAGACAGAGAUAGAGUCGGUGAGGAGGAGGGUGGAGGGAGACCUGGAUGGCAUCCAGAAGCAAUUAAAUGACCUGGAGCUCCUUUGCACCUCCUCCUGCUCACCCGCAACACCGCCAGCAGGGAGCAUAGGUAUAGCAGAGGUGGAGGAGGAGUGUGAGGAGGUCGAGAAGAAAAUGACCGACCGCUUGGACUCCCACGCUGACCAGCUGAACCGUCUGAACAGAACGCUGCAGAACCUGCUGUACCGAAUCAACCAGGAGGACACGGAGGGCUCGGUCCAAGGAGAAAUCACGCUGCUCAAGGUCAACAUCAACUCUGUCAAUCGCACCUUGAAGGGCCUGAGGGACUCCGUUAGCUUCAUUGCUAAGGAAGUAGGCCAUGCUAACACCACCUGGGAGCAGAGGGAAAACCAGUUAGCUAGCCAGGUGCAGGGUAUUACCAAGCUAGUGGGCCACCAAGCUUCGCUCCUGGGGGCCGGGGAGAGGCGACUUGCCCAACUGAAGGGGGAGUUAGUGGCCCUGAAGAGAAGGCUGGCCGGGGAGCUGCACGGCUGCCGCAGCACGGCACUUGGGGUACAGAAAGAGGUGAAGGAGGUGGAUACCAGAGUGAGCCAGGUGGAAGGUCAGUGCAGCAGCCUGGGGGAGCUGGCAGAGCACCUGGAGAGGAUCAGGGCAGAACUGGAGAGACACUCAGACUCUUACCUGGCCCAGGUGAGCGGCACUCUGGCCAACCACUCAGAGCAGCUUGCUGAACUGAAGGGGGAAAUCAAAGACUGCGUGGCCAAGGGCGCAGACCACCAGAAUGGAGACCAGUAG